Messenger RNA from Lycium barbarum (goji berry), 1262 nucleotides. RefSeq lists its product as uncharacterized. The transcript has a single exon. Lineage: Eukaryota; Viridiplantae; Streptophyta; Magnoliopsida; Solanales; Solanaceae. The coding region runs from base 122 to 1108 and encodes 328 amino acids. The record is from RefSeq and is a predicted model, not a curated record.
CUUGAAAAAAGUAAAGUAACAGGACCAUUUUUUGCCUCUAUAUUUGGCGUUUCCUGUCCACUAUGCCUAUAUUCAACUUCUUUCACUGAAGUGUUCAUAUCAGUGUCCAUUCUACCAAAAAAUGGGCUGCUGUUUAAGCUCCUCCAAGAAACGCCGCCGCACUUCGCAGCCGUGUUCCGCCAUAAACGGCCGAGAUCCACCGCCGUUGGAGGAAGAAACAGUCAAAGAAGUUCUCUCCGAAACACCCAUUAUUCCCAAAACCCACCACCACCCACCAAAGGUACUAGUCAACCACAAAGAAGCUGACUUUCCACAACAAGUCAAGAUUAAUGAAUCAACGGCUGUCGCUGAACCCAGCAUUGAAACAACUACUGUGGUUCACAACAAUGGCGGCUCAAUAAAAUUAAUGGAUCAAACGAAGUUUGAAUCAACAAUGGCUAACAAGAGCGGCUCAAUAAAAUCAGUAGAUGAAGUAAAGUUUGAAUCAGCAGCGGCUGUUAUUACCAAGGGCGGCUCAAUAAAAUUAGUAGAUGAAGAAUCAGCAGCCGUUGAUAACAAGGGCGGCUCAAUAAAAUUAGUGAAUGAGAUAAGACCUGAAGUGUCUGAAGAGCAGACUUCAGAGAUGUGCAGCUUCACCGAGAGCUAUUCCACGACAGCGACUGCAACAGAGAAGAGAGAGGAAGACGGGGAAGUAACACAGAGGUCACCUAUUAGGGUACAUAGAAAGAGACAAAACUCCGGCGAUCUCACCGGAGUUAGAGAGAGAAACUUCCGUUCUGGAAGAUCGGCGCCGUCGCCGGAGAAAAGGAGGUCUCCGGCGCCGGCGACAUCAAGGGGAGUACAGGGAAGGGGAAUGCCGCAACAACGGCGAAAUGUGGGGCCCACAAAUGGGCCCCGCAGAGGACCCGGUGAUAAUGUGGUUCGUAGGUCAAAUUCCCCGGCGGCGCGUGGGCCGGUGGAUGGGCGUAGGAAUGUGAGAAACAGGAGUCCGGCGGCGGCGCGUGAAGUUCAGUCGCCGGCAGAAAAACCGAAAGAAGAAGCAUCGCCGGAGACCGGCGAGUCUCUUGAAAAUCCACAUGUUUCUAUGGAAUGCUUCAUUUUCCUGUAGGCUAGGGAAGAAGACAAGAAAACGAUGUCGUAUAAGCUGAGGAGUAUGUCAUUAUUUUGCUAAUUCUAUGGGUGGGAAAUCCGAAUUUUUGUAAAUAAGGCAGUAGUACUAACUUUAUCUUACUCUGAAGAGUGACAUAUUUGGUUUUGUUAAA